Molecule: messenger RNA, 905 nt
Organism: Phycomyces blakesleeanus NRRL 1555(-)
Lineage: Eukaryota; Fungi; Mucoromycota; Mucoromycetes; Mucorales; Phycomycetaceae
Exons: 5
Coding region: 306-905 (199 amino acids)
Source: RefSeq, a predicted model, not a curated record
AUCAAACAUAACCUCUUGUAUUUUAUGCUACAGACGGUAUAGUGUAUAUAAUAUAGUGACGGAUAGGAUACUCUCUGCAAAUUACAAAGGUGGCUUUCUGUUGUUAUGUUAGGCUAUUGAUUGAUGGACUGAUUAUGCAUGAAAAUCUUUUAGGAAUCAUACGGAAUGUCUCUUUUUUGGGAUAGCCCCAUCUAUUUUUUUCUUUUGAGUGGCAAAGAAAAAAAAGAUAAAAGUACUCCUUUUUUCUGGUUUUCGUUUUUUCUCUUUCUUUCUUCAAUGCGGCUGUCGAUUAGGAAUUUCUAGCUAUGAAUGUAGCUAUGAAAACCGAUGACCACAGAACAGUGACGACAGCCGGUACUUUGCCCCAAAGUGGCGCCAUCAGACAUGGGUCAUGGACGGGACGCCAUUGCUGUGAAGCGCGGCCUACUCUAGCCCACUACCAAAGUAUUGAAGGGCAGAUAAUCUCCAAGGUUGAUGACCUUAAUUACUCCAGAACAGAGCAAAGCUCUGGUUGGUUGUCUUCAUUUUCAAAGAAAGACCAAGUAGGAGGUGGGAAUGGAGUAGAAACACAGCAUAGAAAACUGAGCAUCAAGAAACCUUGCGAUGAAUUUACCUUAGCCAGAUAUUGUAAGGUGCAUAAGGGAGGACAAAAGUGCAGAAAGAUAAACUUCAGAGCCACUGCGUAUCAUCAGGUCAGCAAAUUGUGCAGUCAAGAUCCUUUGAGACAUCCCGAAUCCGGGGGGUCACGCAAAAAGGAAGUAAAACCAAGGGAAACCAUAUGGAGUAAAAGAUACAAAACCCAGAAGAUUAUCCAUAAAAGUCAUCAGAUUUACCACAAUAAAGUCAAAACUAGAAGGAUGGAGGUUAUUCGCGGCAAAGAUGCUAAAGAAAAGAUUGAUGUAUGA